GUUUUACCAGGAGUAAGUUGCAGUCUCAUAAAACAAGAAGAACAAGGCAAAUAUUACAUCAAUAUAGACUCCUCAUUUAAAAUGUUGAGAAGCACCACCAUGUAUGAGGAGUUGAGGAACUCAAGAGAUUUCUCACAAUUGGAAGGAGCCAUCGUUAUGACUGUCUACAAUUACAAAUUCUAUAAAGUCAAUAAAGUCAGCAGGGAGAUGAAUCCAAAGAGCGAAUUUGAAAAUUUGAAAGGAGAAAAGAUGAGUUACAUGCAAUAUUACUAAGAUAAGUAUUAAUAGAAUAUCAAUAUCAAAGGUACAAGAUUGCCAUAAAGGAUGUUACCCAACCAUUGAUUGAAGUCUUAGAGAAAUCAAGAAAGAAACAAGAAGAGAAGAUCAUCUACCUAAUACCAGAAUUGUGUGUCAUGACUGGAUUAUCAAAUGAAAUGAGAAACAACUUCUAAACCAUGAAAUAGUUAUCCACUGUCACCAAACCCAGAGGAGUUGAUAGAGUGAAAUAGGCAGAUCAAUUUAUAUAGUGUUUUCACAAUAAGGAGAGUGAAGAAUUAAUAAAGAAAUGGAAUAUUCAAUUGGAACCCAAAUGCUUGCAGAUUCAGAGUUCCAAAAUCAAACCAGGAAAUAUUAUGAUGGGCAACAACACCUCCAUCAAUAUUGAAACAGGCAAUUUAGAUAGAGACACUCAGACUGCCAUGUUGAGAGGAGUGGGUUUGGAGAAUUGGGGAAUCUUGUAUAGUGACAGAGACAGCAGAUAAGCUGAAGACUUUAUGAGUUGUUUGAGGGAGAGCAUAGAAUAUUGUAAGUUUUAAUGCAAAGCUCCUCGUACUUUUGUGCUCCAUUCAAAUAGAAUUGAAGAUUGGAUUAAGUAAGUCGAUUAAAUUGUCCAACAAUCAUAAGGACCAUAAAAAGUAACCUUGCUCUUAUUGAUAUUGAAUGGUCCAAAGAAGAAUGCUCCACUCUAUACAGACAUCAAAAGAUAUUUGAUUAAUGAUUGUCCAAUAGCCUCCUAGGUUAUCUUGAGUUCCACUUUAAAUCAACCCAAAGGAAAAGUGAAGACUAUUUGCAAUAAGUUAUUGGUUCAAAUUUGUGCUAAAGUUGGAGGAACACCUUGGGGAGUCUCAGAAUUGCCAUUUACUGAUCAACCAACAAUGAUAUGUGGUAUGGAUGUGUAUCAUUCUACUGGCAAAGCUAAGAAGUCUAUGUUAUCAUUCGUAUCUACAGAAGAUGAAUUCUUUAGCAAAUACAUGACCUAAUCAAUUGAAAUGGAAACUGGAGUAGAAUUCUCAUUCAGUUUGUGUCCAGUCUUAGUCAAAUCCUUGCAAUCCUUCUGUGGAGACAGGAAUGGUCCUUUGCCAUCCAGAAUCAUUAUAUUUAGAGAUGGGGUCUCUAAUUCUUAAGCUAAAACUGUCAUUGAGACUGAAGUAGCCCAAUUCAGAUAAGCCAUAGAGCAAGUCAAAACAGAAAAGAAUUCUGACAAACCAAUCAAAUUGAUAGUGUUAUCAGUCAAUAAAAAAGUAGGGGCUAAAUUUUAUGCUGGAGAGAGGUUAAUUAUUAUCAUUAUUAUUCCCUUAGAAACCUAGAUAACCCUCCUUAGGGUACUUUGAUAGAUACUGAAAUUAGCAAUGGAAAAGACGAUUAUUAUCUGAUAUCACAAAGAACAACCUAAGGAACUGUGUAACCCACUCAUUAUCAUGUCUUAGUGAAUGAUUUAUGCGAUGAACCUAAUAUCCUGAAGAAAUUGUAGGCCUUGUCUUAUAAGUUGUGCUACAUGUAUUACAAUUUCAGUGGAGCCAUCAAAGUAAUUGUUAUUGUUUUAGUAGAUACCUGCACCUAUCCAAUAUGCUCAUGUUUGCUCAAAUUUUAUAGGAGAUAGAUUCGAUCCCAGAAAACCCCAGUCCUUGAUUAAGCCAAAUCCCAUAUUGAAUCAGAGAAGAUCCCUCUUCUUCAUAUGA
Messenger RNA from Paramecium octaurelia, 1958 nucleotides. The record is from the annotation of a GenBank genome assembly. NCBI's taxonomy places the organism in Eukaryota, Ciliophora, Oligohymenophorea, Peniculida, Parameciidae.